UUUUUUUUGUGUUGGCUCUUGGGAACAUGUCGUUGUUUGGUCGCCGUGUACCAGCAGUCCGACCGCUCGAGUCAUGCUACACGGGCUCUGACAUGAUUCCCUUCAAGGUCUCGAGCUUCAACGGUGGCCAGUUUUCAUCCGAACAUGGACCUGCCAACACGCUUCAAGCUGACACGUCAUGCUUCAGCUCUGCUUCACGAGACAACGUCGGCGUACUGUAUGAACUUGGAGCUUCCGUUGCGUUUGUUUCAGCUGCAAACUCCAACGCAACGCAGCCACUCUCAGCAGCCUCAUCGCAAGCACACUACAGGGAGAUGAACCGCGUCCAUGCUGCACGCCCCCGCCGAUUGCGUUUUUCUACCAAUCGCCACCUGCCCGUUGCAGAUCUCACCUCAUCCGUUGCAGAUCUCACCUCAUCCGUUGCAGAUCUCACCCCAUCCGUUGCAGAUCUCACCCCAUCCUCCAUGCCUCUGCGUCGACGAUUUACGCGAGAGUUCUAUGAUUUUGGGACGAGCAGUGCAGCAGACGCAGUUGUAAAUCCCACCUCAACCCUCCAGUCGCAGCCUCGAUAUGCACCAGAUUACAGUGGUGUUGGGACCUACAAUUGGGAAUCAACAACCGCGGUCAGGUCACGUGAACCAUACGUGCCAGAGUGCCAUGCAGAUUGCGAUCCGCCUCGUGCAGAUUGCGAUCCGCCUCGUGCAGAUUGCGAUACGCCUCCGGCUGGCCUUACACCAGAGGACCUUGAUUUGGCUUCCACAGAAUUCGAGGCAAUGACAUCGCCCUAUCCGUGUGCCUCGCCCAUUUUUGACGAGAUCAUGGCGCAUCGACGAAUUUUGCGGCGAGACGCGGCGAUGCCAAAUCUCUCCACUCUGUGGCAAAAUUUCUCGCUUGUGCGGCCAGCGCUUGGGCCUACGAAGCCCCCACCCCGAGAAAACAAGCUGUUGAAACGAUUCCUUCGUCCGUCCUGCUUCCUGUCAGAAAUCAUCAUCAAGGCGCCAGACUCGGGCUACACGUCGCCAGUUCGCGAAGGGGUUAUUUUCCUGUCUUACGACGCACCACCACGCCCUUGUGUCGUUGCUUCUUACCGGGAUAUAAGCGAGUCUGACUUUUUGCGGCGUCGGCUGAGUUCUUUGUCGGCGCCGCACGAGCGCCCGGAUGCGUUUUUCAAAGUGGACGAAAAGACAAACGUUGCGACCGUUACGCUCCCUGUUGCUCGCACCGUACGAUAUGUUUAUAUUUUGUUUCUGCGGUCGCACUCAAGCGCCGAUAACAUUGACGUGCAGUUUGUUGGCUUCCGAGGAUUGACGCGGCCGACGAGCACAGCAAGUGGCAAUCUCAAUUGAACAGCCCCCCUUUUCUCCUUUGUUUUUGCUUUUGGAAGUGUUUCGUCGUUGAUGGUUUGAAUUUUUUUGAUGGUUUGGAUUUGCUGAA
Messenger RNA from Capsaspora owczarzaki ATCC 30864, 1434 nucleotides. RefSeq lists its product as hypothetical. Lineage: Eukaryota; Filasterea; Ministeriida; Capsasporidae. The transcript is spliced from 3 exons. Bases 27 to 1346 code for a protein of 439 amino acids. The record is from RefSeq and is a predicted model, not a curated record.